GUUUGUGUUUUUCUGUUAAAACGACGCCGUCUGAGAUGCUGAUUCUCGACACCAUCCUCUUCAAGCUGGCUCUGCAACGCCUAGGGUUUGGUCUCUGCACCCACGCUCGUCCUCCAUGAAGCCAAGGAAUGAUGAAACCUACACGAAGAUAGCACUGACCUCGCUCUCGGCCAUGGUCGCCGAGACCUCCACCUUUCCUAUAGACCUCACCAAGACUAGACUCCAGCUCCACGGCGAGUCACUCUCUUCCGCUCGCUCCACCACCGCGUUUAGGGUUGCUGCCGAAAUCGUUCGCAGAGAUGGCCCACUCGGCCUCUACAAAGGCCUGUCUCCCGCAAUUCUUCGGCACCUAUUCUACACGCCGAUCCGAAUCGUCGGGUAUGAACACCUGAGAAAUGCUGUGGAUGGCCAUGAUUCGGUAUCUCUGUCGGGAAAGGCCCUAGUCGGAGGAAUCUCCGGCGUCAUUGCUCAGGUAGUGGCAAGCCCUGCUGAUCUUGUCAAGGUGAGGAUGCAAGCAGAUGGUCGAAUGGUGAGCCAAGGCCUCCAAUCCAGGUACUCAGGAACUUUUGAUGCAUUAAACAAGAUUAUCCGUACAGAAGGCUUUCGAGGCCUAUGGAAGGGGGUUUUCCCAAAUGUCCAGAGGGCAUUUUUAGUGAACAUGGGAGAAUUAGCCUGCUAUGAUCAUGCAAAACAUUUUGUUAUACGAAACCAGAUAUGUGGUGACAACAUAUAUUCCCACACCCUAGCCUCUAUCAUGUCAGGCCUUUCAGCAACUGCUUUAAGUUGUCCAGCGGAUGUGGUUAAGACACGAAUGAUGAAUCAGGCUGUGAGCAAGGAGGGCAAGAGUAUGUAUAAUAACUCUUAUGAUUGUCUCGUGAAAACUGUCAGAGUUGAAGGAUUGAGGGCUCUUUGGAAGGGAUUCUUUCCUACAUGGGCAAGGCUUGGUCCAUGGCAGUUUGUGUUCUGGGUUUCUUAUGAAAAGUUUCGGGAGCUUGCGGGGCUCUCAUCCUUCUGAUGAAUUCUAGUGACUACUUUAUUUCAUGCUCAAGUUGCUUAUUCCUGAAGUAAACAAUUGAUCAAAUGCCAUUUGUGAUUCCUCACUCAAUCUUCAAAACAUGGCUGCAAUGGCUUCCUCGGUUUGGGAUUGGGCUUUUCUCUCUCGUCAAAUCUGAAGGAUCGAAUAUGGUGCGAGCCACCGGGCAAAGAGAAUUGCAAAGAAGAGCUCAUGAUAAUCUGAGAAACAAUUAAGGUCAGUGAUUCCUCGAGUUACAUUUCGUACACAUUCUUUACCAACAUAUCACCCACUUCUUUCAUACACAUUAUUUUAACAUUUUUUAGUUUAAAUAAUAAUUUAUUGUAUGUUUUAAGAAUUACACAAGUUUUUGUUUUCACGUAUUCAUAUUGUAACGGGUGAUUGUUUUCA
Vitis riparia (riverbank grape) is the source of this 1423-nucleotide messenger RNA. RefSeq names its product mitochondrial uncoupling protein 3. Bases 116 to 1015 code for a protein of 299 amino acids. NCBI's taxonomy places the organism in Eukaryota, Viridiplantae, Streptophyta, Magnoliopsida, Vitales, Vitaceae. The transcript is spliced from 2 exons. Gene Ontology annotation, biological process: response to cold; transmembrane transport. The record is from RefSeq and is a predicted model, not a curated record.